This is a messenger RNA of Entrophospora sp. SA101, 2538 nucleotides long. Lineage: Eukaryota; Fungi; Glomeromycota; Glomeromycetes; Entrophosporales; Entrophosporaceae. The record is from the annotation of a GenBank genome assembly.
AUGGAUUCUAUAAAGAUCGCAAAAGUUGAAAAUGUUAAACUUGAUAAAGGUCAAACAAAUGUGGUUGGCACACUUCAUUUAACCACUUAUCAAUUGAUCUUUGAAUUUCCUGAAAAUGUUGAAGAACUCUUGUUUAUUGUUUAUCCAAUAAUUCACACAGUUGAAUGUAGACCUCCUACAAAUUCAGAGCCUAAACUUUGGCCUCUGAUCAUUCGAUGUCGUAAUUUUGUAUUUUUUACAUUAUAUUUGACAUUUGAGCAAGAUGCAAUCGAUGUUUUUGACACUAUACAAAAAUUAACAUGUAUCAAAGGCUCUAUUAGUCAAGUAUAUGCGUUUGAUUAUAAACCUGAAAAAGAAUUUAUUUGUAAUGAUGGGUGGAGUUUAUACGAUCCUUCAAAAGAAUUUGCUAGAAUGGGAUUGACUCGUUCAUGGAGAUUUUCUCACAUUAAUAAAAAAUAUGACUUUUGUCCAACAUAUCCACAUUUAUUAGUAUUCCCAUCUAAAAUUAGUGAUACUGUUUUAGGAUAUGCUACAAGAUUUCGUAGUAAAUCACGUGUACCAACUUUAAGUUAUCUACAUUGGUCAAAUAAGGCCUCGAUAACUAGAUCAAGUCAACCGAUGGUUGGGCUUAAACAAAAUAGAUCCAUACAAGAUGAAAAGCUUAUUGAAGCCAUAUUUCAAUCAAACUUACCAACUUCAAGUAAUGGAAGACAAAUUUAUGGCUCAACAUCAACCAAUUUAAUUGUAGAUGCCAGACCAACAGCUAAUGCAAUGGCAAAUGGAGUUAUGGGAGCAGGAUCAGAAAAUAUUGAAAAUUAUAAAAAUUGUACUAAAUGUUAUAUGGGAAUAGAUAAUAUUCAUGUUAUGAGAGAUAGCUUGGGAAAAUUGGUUGAAGUAAUUCAAUCAGCCGAAGCAAGUGGAUCACCAAUUAAAAAACAACACCUAGAUAGAUCUAAUUGGCUUAAACAUAUAAGUUCAUUAUUGUAUGCAGCAGUUAAGAUUAUAAAAAAUGUUCAUGUAUAUAAUUCACACGUACUUGUACAUUGUUCAGAUGGAUGGGAUCGUACAGCACAAUUGACUUCGAUAUCAGAAUUAUCCUUAGAUCCAUAUUAUCGUACAUUUAUAGGAUUUCAAGUUUUAAUAGAAAAGGAGUGGGUUUCAUUUGGACACAAGUUUAGCGAUAGAUCGGGGCAUUUGAGUAAUGAGAAAUUUUUCAUUAACUCAGUAGCGAAUUCAGCGCUGAAUCGAUUUUAUUAUAAACAAACACAUCAAAGAGAGAUAUCUCCAGUCUUUCAUCAAUUCCUAGAUUGUGUCUAUCAACUUUAUAAACAAUUUCCAACAAGAUUUGAAUUUAAUGAAAAGUUUCUUAUAGAAUUACAUUGCCAUUGUUAUUCGUGUCAAUUUGGUACAUUUUUGUUUAAUUCAGAGAAAGAAAGAAAAGAUUAUAAUGUAGCCAAAAAAACUUAUAGUGUGUGGGAUUAUUUUAAUUCAGAUAGAGAACAAUUCAUAAAUCCUUUAUAUAAUAGAGAUUUUAGUGGAGAAAAUGGAGAGAAAGAAAGAUUUAAUGGAAUAGAUAUGGGAGUAUUAAUACCAGAUAUUAAGAAUGUUGUGUAUUGGGCUGGAUUAUUUAAUAAAAAAGAUGAAGAAUUAAAUGGAAAUCGUACAGCACAAUUGACUUCGAUAUCAGAAUUAUCCUUAGAUCCAUAUUAUCGUACAUUUAUAGGAUUUCAAGUUUUAAUAGAAAAGGAGUGGGUUUCAUUUGGACACAAGUUUAGCGAUAGAUCGGGGCAUUUGAGUAAUGAGAAAUUUUUCAUUAACUCAGUAGCGAAUUCAGCGCUGAAUCGAUUUUAUUAUAAACAAACACAUCAAAGAGAGAUAUCUCCAGUCUUUCAUCAAUUCCUAGAUUGUGUCUAUCAACUUUAUAAACAAUUUCCAACAAGAUUUGAAUUUAAUGAAAAGUUUCUUAUAGAAUUACAUUGCCAUUGUUAUUCGUGUCAAUUUGGUACAUUUUUGUUUAAUUCAGAGAAAGAAAGAAAAGAUUAUAAUGUAGCCAAAAAAACUUAUAGUGUGUGGGAUUAUUUUAAUUCAGAUAGAGAACAAUUCAUAAAUCCUUUAUAUAAUAGAGAUUUUAGUGGAGAAAAUGGAGAGAAAGAAAGAUUUAAUGGAAUAGAUAUGGGAGUAUUAAUACCAGAUAUUAAGAAUGUUGUGUAUUGGGCUGGAUUAUUUAAUAAAAAAGAUGAAGAAUUAAAUGGAAGUACUGAAUGUCAAGGUAAAGAUAAGGGAGAAGGCAAUGCAGUGAAAUAUAAUCGUCGAAUCAAUACAGAUGAAGUCGAGUUUCUUGACGACCGAUUAAAAGACAAUAGUUUCUUAGCAAAGAGAGGUGCGAUUGGUUCAUAUGGUGAAAAGGCUCAUAAAGAUCUUAUCAAAGUUCGCGGAAAAAAUUUUAGAGCACAAAAAACAAAAAAGAAAAAAGGAUCAUAUCGUGGUGGUAAAAUAGAUAAAGAAUCACAUUCCAUAAAAUUCAAUUUUGACGAUUAA